AUGAGUUCCAAAUAUACACCAUCGCGAGAGGAUGUCAACUCCAACAAACAGUGCACCUCCCGGGCCGAGUCCAAUGAAAGACCUAAUGCAACUGCACGGACGCCAAAAUUCAUAUUUAGCUCAUCUGCACAAUCAGGCUUUGCGGCACAGCUCGCCGCGACUCCUCGAUUUGUGUUUAGCCAGCGACAGAAUAGAAGGUCUGGAGACGGAAUAGAUGUUAGUGACAAAGAGUCCUCGCCUGCUGCCCGGGCGCGCAAGACUAUUCAAGAUACGCCAAGGAACCCUGAAAUUAAGAUGAAGGAGGUAAUUGAAGAUUCUGAAGGGGAAGAGGAAGGUGAUAUGCUUCAAGGCAUUGUGGAAACUUCUCGUAGCGGCCGUCCAGAAAAUGAACCUGGAAAACCUGUGGCGGACGACGAUGACGAAGAGAUGCUUCUUUCCUUCUCUCCAAGUCAGCAUCAGUCGAAACGUCGACGCUUAUCGAUAUCUUCAGCAGACGACUUGGAAGUGCGGCCAGUUAGUGCCAGAGAGCUUGACCAAAUCUCAUCCACUUCGUCUGAAUCACCACCAUCGUCUCCGCAGGCGGGCCCGGCAUCGCCAUCAGCUGGAAAUGUGGAUAACCUAUUGUCUACUCCAUUUCAACCAACUGGUGCUACUAGUGUACCUCACCACUCUUCAUCUCGCGGACCCCCGCGGUUUAUGUUUAGCACACCCAUAUCAAGUACUCCACGGCAACCAAGUGGAAGCAAUAACGCCACGACUGCUCGGACAUCCACACAGCGGCCAAAACCGCGAUUUGUGCUACCUCAAACGCCUUCUCGACGGCGGGAGCCAGACAUUUCGGCGUUACUGACAAGCCCUAUCCCGUUUCCAUAUGCCAAACGCCAUGCUCGAUCUAAAUCUCGUACAUUUAUUCCCGGUGGUAUGGCAUCCGAAGUCCGAAAUUGGAUCCUAGACUUAGGUACAAGGAAACAAGUGUCACAAAGUCAAGCUCCUCUGCAGACGACUCAGACCCAAGCCGACCAAGGAGAAAGAGAGCAACCUUUUGAUAAAUACCAACUAAUUGUCCAAGUUGGUGAAAUUCGAACUUCAGCCCCUACUGACGUCCGUAGACAAGGUGGACAACGGCAAGGUAGACUGGGUCACCCUGCUCCAUUUACCUUGAUAUCCCCUUCAAAAGUACAACCUCCCACUGCUUCCCAGAAUAAUAUACUCCUUUUCGGCUCUCCCGUGUCUACUGUUCUACCUCCGAUGCAGAAGCUCCAGAAAGGAUACUGGGUAGGAAUCCGACGAGGUCUAGUUUGGGACAUGGAGAUUGAGCCUUUCCACACUAGUGAUGCCUCUAAUAACAAUGCCAACCCUAAAGAGUCCGACACCAUAAGCUCUAUAAUAACACGGAGAACAAACGUGUGGUUGGUGAGUGUAGAAUGGGAUAUUAUACGAAAACCGGAGCCAGGUGGAAGCGGUACGUGA
This is a messenger RNA of Coccidioides immitis RS, 1470 nucleotides long. RefSeq lists its product as uncharacterized. The transcript is spliced from 2 exons. The record is from RefSeq and is a predicted model, not a curated record. Lineage: Eukaryota; Fungi; Ascomycota; Eurotiomycetes; Onygenales; Onygenaceae. Bases 1 to 1470 code for a protein of 489 amino acids.